Molecule: messenger RNA, 4128 nt
Organism: Alternaria hordeiaustralica
Lineage: Eukaryota; Fungi; Ascomycota; Dothideomycetes; Pleosporales; Pleosporaceae
Exons: 6
Coding region: 1-4128 (1375 amino acids)
Biological process (GO): carbohydrate metabolic process
Molecular function (GO): hexosyltransferase activity; UDP-glycosyltransferase activity
Source: RefSeq, a predicted model, not a curated record
AUGGCGAGUUCAAGUAACCCCGCGCAGGGCAAUGACGCGCCCCUCGACAAUGCCCCGCCAACACAGCCAUAUACACAAACACAACCCGCCGCCAACGAUGGUCCCGCCUACGAAGCACCGACCCUUGGGGACCUACCACCCGCAUACACCGAGUUGCCAGGCCAGGUCGAGAACGAAGAGCUGGGCACGAACGCAGUAGUCGCCGACGAUGGACGUGUUAAUAUCCGAAUCGAUCAGAAGAGCCGCGCGCUAUCACAACUCAUCCUCCCGCAAAUACAGCGUCAGCUCACAAACGCGCAAGAAGAUCCCGAGCCGCCUCCACCAUACGUCCCAGAGUUCCUCGGUGGUGCACCCGGCCAGCAACCUCCACCUCCGCUAAACGUCGUCAUACAAGUAGUGGGCUCUCGUGGUGAUGUCCAGCCAUUCGUCGCAUUGGGCAAGGUGCUCAAGGAUACGUACGGCCAUAGAGUGCGGUUAGCGACACACCCGACGUUCAAGGACUUCGUUAUCGAGAAUGGCUUGGAAUUCUUCAGUAUCGGAGGCGACCCAGCUGAACUCAUGGCUUUCAUGGUGAAGAACCCGGGGCUGAUGCCUGGCUUCGAUACAUUGCGCAGUGGUGACAUUGGCAAGAGGAGGAAGGGCAUCGCAGAGAUUCUGAGCGGUACAUGGAGAUCUUGCAUAGAGACAGGUAACGGUCUUGGUGUAGAUCCGCUCCAGCAGACAGUCGAAGAGUGGAUGGGUAUCGAGGACCAGUUGCCCGAGCAACUGCGCAAACCAUUCGUCGCAGAUGCUAUAAUCGCAAAUCCUCCCGCUUUCGGACAUAUACAUUGUGCCGAGAAGUUGGGCAUACCUCUACACAUGAUGUUCACUAUGCCGUGGUCGCCUACACAGCAGUUCCCGCAUCCACUCGCCAACAUCCAGUCUAGCAAUGCAGACCCCACCAUCACCAACUACUUGUCAUAUAUCAUGGUCGACGUGCUGACAUGGCAGGGUCUGGGCGACGUCAUCAACAGGUUCCGCAAGGAUAGCCUACGGCUGGAUCCCAUCAGCGCUGUCUGGGCGCCAGCCAUGCUCGCGCGUCUGAAAGUGCCUUUCACAUAUUGCUGGUCUCCUGCACUGAUCCCUAAACCCAGGGAUUGGAACCACCAUAUCUCCGUCGCGGGUUUCUACUUCCUGAACCUCGCCUCGAACUACACACCAGCCCCGGAUCUUGCAGCCUUUCUCGAUGGAGGUGAGCCACCAGUAUACAUUGGCUUUGGUUCCAUUGUGGUGGACGAUCCAAAUGCGAUGACUAAAAUGAUCUUCGACGCCGUGAAGAUCACCGGAAAACGUGCGUUGGUGUCCAAAGGCUGGGGCGGGCUAGGAGCCGAUGAUCUUGGAAAGCCAGAUGGCGUCUUCAUGCUUGGUAAUUGUCCUCACGACUGGCUGUUCAAACGUGUGUCUGCCGUCGUGCAUCAUGGUGGUGCAGGAACCACGGCAGCUGGUAUCGCAACUGGAAAGCCGACCGUUGUCGUGCCAUUCUUCGGAGAUCAAGCCUUCUGGGGAGCCAUGGUCUCAAGAGCCGGCGCUGGGCCUGAUCCCAUCCCAUACAAGGAACUCACCGCAGAGAAACUCGCCGGAGCUAUCAACGAAGCCCUCAAACCGGAAACACUCGAUCGGGCGCAGGAGCUCUGCGACAAGAUCAAACAGGAAAACGGCACACAGAAGGGAGCUCAAUCAUUCCAUCAGAUGCUUAAUUACGACGACCUGCGAUGUGCUCUCAUGCCAGACAAACCGGCUGUGUGGAGACUGAAGCGCACUGACGUGAAGUUGAGUGCUAAGGCGGCUACUGUACUGGCCCAGCAAGGCGAAGUGAACUUCUCUGACAUGAAACUAUACCGCCCUCGCGAAUAUGUUCCUGAUGAAGGCCCUUGGGAUCCAGUUUCUGGCGCAGCUGGCGCUAUUAUGGGAACAGCAACCUCAGUGAUGAUGGGUGUUGCUGAUAUGCCGAUUCAGACUCUCAAACUACUCAACAUACAUCCUGAUGCCAGAUCUAAGAAAGGCAAAGAAAAGGCCACAGGUACCGAAGCUUCGUCGACCAGAGAAGGAAGUAGUAGUGGACGUCCGACAACAUCGAGGACGGCGACUGAUGCUACCGAUCGCUCAGGUAGAAGUGGGGCCGCAACACCAACAGCAGCCGAUGCUGCUGCUGAUCUAGCCCGGAUACAGGCGGAUAACCCAGCAGUCAAGAGUCCUGGUUCUCCUGGUACGCCUUCACACAGGUCAUCAUUCAUGUCUCAAGCAUUUGCUGAAUCUACCCAAGGCUCGCGAUCGCGGUCUCGCAGUCGCUCCAGAUCGGUGGCUGGGUCUGCAGCGCCAUCCAACACUGGGCCAAAGCCAAGCAUGGCCGAGAAUUGUGAAUCUGCAGUAGACACUGGCAAGGGUCUAGCUAGGAUUGUUGGCGCUGGCUUCAAGUCACCCAUGGACUUCUCACUCAAUGUGGCUAAGGGAUUUCACAACGUACCGAAGCUCUACGGCGCAGAAGUGCGACAGGUCGAUAAGGUUACCGACUUCCAGAGUGGCAUGCGAACCGCUGCUAAGCAAUUCGGCUUCGGUCUUUAUGAUGGUAUCACUGGUAUUGUGACGGAUCCUUACAAAGGCGCAAAGAAAGAAGGUGGUAUCGGCUUCGUCAAGGGAGUUGGACGCGGCAUCAUGAGUGUACCAUUCCGCGUCAUGGGUGGUGCUUGGUCGGUUCCUGGCUAUGCCAUGAAAGGACUCUACCAAGAAAUGGUCAAGAGCAAGGGAAAGAGCGUGCAAAACUAUAUCAUCGCCGCACGUAUCGCGCAGGGCUACGAUGAAGCAUCCGAGGUGACGCAGGAAGAGCGCGACGAGAUUGUGAAGAAAUGGAGUCACAUGAAGUGGGGUAUCAAGAAGAAGCGCAACGUUGGAGCUGAGCAAAUGGACUCACUCCAUUCACUUGUCCAACAGAAGAAGGAUAGGAAGGAUAAGCGCUCUGCUAUACUCGACUCGCAUGUCGGUGCAGUAGCCCAGCCGUCAGCCCACACGAACUCCGUUCCCCAGGGCAGCGCCCCAGGCCAAUACCCUGAUCCCCCACGCAGACGCGGUGUCGAGCCUGAGAUCCGGUCAACGAUUCCCAGCUGGCGGCAACAAGAAGCCGAACGAACACGCGCAUUAAGACGGCAAGAAACCCCCACAUCAGGCUCCCCAUCAAUCGCAUCGUCAACCGCCCCAUCCCAACAAUCACAAGCCGAUCUCGAAGCCCAGCUCCUCGCCGAAGAAGAAGAAGAUCAACGCGAACUCGAACGCGCCAUCGCCGCCUCCGUCGCCGAAUCCUCGCGCGGCGACCCCGAAGAAGACCGGCUCAUCGCCUCCGCAAUCCGCGCUUCAAUCGCUGAACUCGAAAACGCACCCCCCUCCAACGGCGCGCCGACCCAACAAGACGAGGAAGCAGCGCUCCAUCGCGCCAUGACAGCCAGCAUGUCUGAAGCCGGCAAAACCGACAUGACGGAAGAGGAGAAGAAGGCGCUUGAAGAGACGCUCAGAAAGAGUUUGUCUGAAACGAGCAAGCGGACGAGACGAGACAGCGAUCAUCAUGAGUGGGGUUCUGAUAACGAUACCGAGGACGAUGAGGAUUACAAGCGUAUUAUCGCUGAGUCGAAACAUCUCGCUCAGAUUCAUGCUGAGCAUCCGGAUGAAUAUGCCACUUCGACGCGAGGUGCGCAGCAGGAAAGCGGUGUUAUGGAUGCGAUGAGUCAGGCUAUUGGUGGUGCUGCUGCGCAAGGUCCGCCUGAUGCUUCUCCACCUCCUUACGCUCAUUCUUCCGCCCGUGCCUCUACCGCCCUGGGAGAAGACCAGACGCGUGAUCACGACAUGGACGCGCGGGCUGCUCCUCCUCCACUGCCUCAUCGCAUUACGAUGCAGGACAACGACAACGAGAACGACGAUGAAGACGCAGAACUAAAGAAAGUGUUGGCAGAAAGCGAGAAAGCGGAGAGUGAACGGAUUAGCAAUUUGGAGAAGCAGAGGACGGAGGAGGAUAUUGUGAUGGAGUAUGUGCGGAAACAGAGUUUGCUUGAGGAGGAACAUAGGCAGAGGGUUAGGAACGGGGAGGAGAGUGCUGGAAGGUGA